Molecule: messenger RNA, 378 nt
Organism: Triticum turgidum subsp. durum (durum wheat)
Lineage: Eukaryota; Viridiplantae; Streptophyta; Magnoliopsida; Poales; Poaceae
Source: the annotation of a GenBank genome assembly
AUGACAACGCCGCCGCCAGCGUUCGUGUACCGGAUUAGCACCGGGGAGGAGUGGGCGGAGCUUCAGCGCACCGGCGGCACGCUCGGCGGCGACCUCGACCGAUCCACUGCAUGCUUUCACCUCAGCGACCUCGCCCAGGUGACACUAAAGAAUUUUUUCCAUGGGCAAAAUGAUCUAUACUUGUUACAAGUUGACGCUGCCAAGAUUGCAGAUGGCUUAAUUUAUGAGGCAGCUGAUGGCUGUAACUACUUUCCUCAUUUCUAUGGUCCUGAUCGGAGCUUUGCACCCCUUCAACUAAGUGAUGUUGUCAAGGCAGACAAAAUAGUUCUGGCAAACAAUGAUUUUACGUCCAGUCUACUUGAUGGAGCGGCCAUAUAA